GUCGUCGCCUUUCCCUAUCAAAGAGACGACAGCUUUUUUUUUUUGUUGUUGAGGAAGACGAGCCCGCUCUCGGUUUGUAGUGGAAUAUUUUUCUUCCGUCUCUCCUCUGCCACAGAUGAGUUGAGAUGCUGGCGGAACGCAGAGAGAACAGCAGGGCUGCCUUUGCCCUGACAAAGCCGCUCAAGAUGAACAUGGUGAAGAGGAUCAUGGGGCGGCCGAGGCAGGAGGAGUGCAGCCCCCAGGACAACGCGCUGGGCCUGAUGCACCUGCGGCGCCUGUUCGCCGAGCUGUGCCACCCUCCUCGCCACAUGACCCAGAAGGAGCAGGAGGAGAAGCUCUACAUGAUGCUUCCUGUAUUUAACAGGGUCUUUGGGAAUGCUCCACCCAGCACCAUGACGGAGAAGUUCUCCGACCUGCUGCAGUUCACCACACAGGUCUCACGACUCAUGGUGACGGAAAUCAGACGAAGAGCCUCUAACAAGUCAACAGAGGCAGCCAGUCGAGCCAUCGUCCAGUUCCUGGAGGUGAACCAGAGUGAGGAGGCGAGUCGCGGUUGGAUGCUACUGACCACCAUCAACCUGUUGGCCUCCUCCGGACAGAAAACGGUGGACUGCAUGACGACCAUGUCCGUACCCUCCACGCUGGUCAAAUGCCUCUACCUGUUCUUUGACCUGCCCCACAUGGCCGAGGCGCCGGCGGCCCCCGCUCCGCAGCCGCCGCCUCCGCCACCUCCCACCUCCCAGGAGAAGACACCAGGCCAGGGCCACACCCAGCCGGAGCUGCCGCUGGCCGACCGCAGGGCGAGUCUCCAGAAAGUUUUCGUCCAGAUCCUGGUGAAGCUGUGCACCUUCGUGUCUCCGGCGGAGGAGCUGGCUCAAAAGGACGACCUGCAGCUCCUGUUCAGUGCCAUCACCUCCUGGUGCCCCCCCCACAACCUGCCCUGGAGGAGGAGCGCCGGGGAGGUGCUCACCACCAUCUCCCGACAUGGCCUCAGCGUCAACGUGGUCAAAUACAUACAUGAGAAGGAGUGCCUGGCCACAUGUGUUCAGAACAUGCAGCAGUCGGAUGAUCUCUCCCCACUGGAGAUAGUCGAGAUGUUCGCCGGCCUCUCCUGCUUCCUCAAAGACUCCAGCGACGUGUCGCAGACGCUGCUGGACGACUUCCGAAUGUGCCAGGGUUACGCCUUUCUCUGCGACCUCAUGCUCAGACUGGAACAGGCCAAGGAGGACGAAUCGAAGGAUGCGCUGAAGGACCUGGUCAACCUGGUCACCUGUCUGACCACAUACGGGGUGACGGAGCUGAAACCAGCCGGCCUGACGACCGGCGCCCCCUUCCUGCUGCCUGGCUUCGUUCUCCCGCAGCCUUCUGGGAAAGGCCACACGGUGCGUAACAUCCAGGCCUUCGCGGUGCUCCAGAACGCCUUCCUGCGGGCUAAAACAAGCCGCCUGGCAUGCAUGCUGCUGGACGCCAUUGGAAACAUCUACGCAGCGGAGCCGGCCAACUACUUCAUCCUGGAGUCGCAGCACACCCUGUCACAGUUUGCGGACCGUGUGGCCAAGCUGCCCGAGGCCCAGGCCAAGUACUUCGAGCUGCUGGAGUUUGUGGUCUUCAGCCUCAACUAUGUGCCGUGCAAGGAGCUGUUCAGCGUCAGCGUGCUGCUCAAGUCGAGCACGUCGCACGCCUGCAGCAUCACCGCCGUCCGGACGCUGCUGAAGCUGGCCAGGCAUGACCCGGUGUUCAGCGACGUGCUGAGGGAGGUCGGCCUGCUGGAGGUACUGGUCAACCUGCUGCACAAGUACGCCGCCUUGCUCAAAGACCCGGCCACGCAACAGCAACCACACAACAAUGACCAAGCCGACUGUAAAAACAACACAGUGGCAGAGGAGCAGAAGCAGCUGGCCUGGCUGGUGAUGGAGACCCUCACUGUGCUCCUGCAUGGCUCCAACACCACCAACACCAAUGCAGCCCUUUUCCGGGAGUUUGGCGGCGCCCGCUGCGUCCAUAACAUUGUGAAGUACCGUCAGUGUCGGGAACACGCCCUGCUCAUCAUCCAGCAGCUCGUACUGUCGCCAAGCGGUGACGACGACAUGGGGACGCUGCUGGGCCUCAUGCACUCUGCGCCGUCCAGUGAACUGCAGCUAAAGACGGACAUAUUGAGGGCUUUGCUUGCAGUGUUGCGCGAGAGUCACCGCACCCGGACGGUGUUCCGCAAGGUGGGCGGCUUCGUCUACGUCACCUCCCUGCUGGUGGCCAUGGAGCGCUCACUGUGCCAGCCGCCGCGCCACGGCUGGGAGCGCGUCAACCAGAACCAGGUGUUCGAGCUCCUGCACACAGUGUUCUGCACGCUCACCGCCGCCAUGCGCUACGAGCCCGCCAACUCACACUUCUUCCGCACAGAGAUCCAGUUCGAGAAGCUGGCGGACGCUGUGAGACUGCUGGGCUGUUUCUCGGACACCAAGAAGCUGGGUCCCACGGCCGUGUUCCCCUCCAACGCUCAGCCCUUCCAGAGGCUGCUGGAGGACGAGGCCGCCCCCGGAGGCUGCGCCGGAGACAGCGUCUGCCCCACGCUCAAACACUGCAGCAAGCUCUUCAUCUACCUGUACAAGAUGGCAACCGACUCUUUUGACAGUCGUGCGGAGCAGGUGCCUCCCUGCCUGACGCAUGAGACCUCGCUGCCCUCGCCGUGGGGCACGCCAGCACUCGCCAGGAAGAGACAAGGCUACUACGGUACGUCGGGUCCCCCCGCCCCGGUCAAAGCCCUCACAGACCUGAAACUCCACCUGUCUAACCCCACCCAUCCUGCCGCCUCCUCCUCCUCCUCCUCCUCCUCCUCCUCCUCGUCGUUGUCGUCAGACAUGGUGGUCAUCCACCCAGGGGCCGUCCUGGCCAUACUGGACCUGCUGCCCUCCGUCUCCUCCGACAGCCAGCCAGAGCAUGCUCUGGACCUGCAGCUGGCGGUGGCCAACAUCCUCCAGCUGCUGGUGAACAGUGAGAGGAACCAGCAGGUGUUGUGCGAGGCCUGCCUCCACCAGCGGUUGUUGCAGCGCUGCAGUCAGGCGCUGGGCGACGAAGACCACCCACUGCACCCGCCGCUGCAGAGGAUGUUCGAGAGGCUGGCCUCGCAGGCCCUGCAGCCGAUGGCACUCAGGGAGUUCUUACGUCUUGGAAACCCUCUGAACUGCGGCGCCUGGGACAAGAAGCUACUGAAGCAGUACCGGGUCCACAAACCGAGCUCCCUCAGCUACGACGCCGAGAUGAGAAACAGCAUGACCAUGUCCAUGGAGGGCUUCGGGCCCGACAGCGUCUUCGCCACGCCGGCGGAGGACAACGGGCAGUACCGCAUCAGCCGCAGCUUGGUGCGCUCCGCCGAGGGCAGCACCGUGCCCCUCACCCGAGUCAAGUGCCUGGUGUCCAUGACUACACCACAUGACAUCCGCCUGCACGGAUCGGCCGUCACGCCCGCCUGCGUGGAGUUCGACACCUCGCUGGAGGGCUUCGGGUGCCUGUUUCUGCCCAGUCUGGCGCCGCACAAUGCCCCCACCAACAACACCAACGCCUCAGGUGUCAGCGAUGGAGCGGUGCUGAGCGGGAUGGGCACAGGAGAGCGCCUGUUCCCUCCUCCGUCGGGCCUGAGCUACUCCACCUGGUUUUGCGUUGAGCGUUUCAGCGCGGCACCUCAGGCCCACCCGGUGCGGCUGCUGACGGUAGUGCGUCGGGCCACCUCCUCCGAGCAGCACUACGUCUGCCUGUCUGUGGUGCUGUCGGCCAAAGACCGCUCGCUGACCGUCUCCACCAAGGAGGAGCUGCUGCAGACUUACUCCGACGAGUCCAGUGAAGAAGCCUCCUUCUACGAGAUCCUGCCCUGCUGUGCUCGUUUCCGCUGCGGCGAGCUGAUCGCCGAGGGCCAAUGGCACCACCUGGUGCUGGUCAUGAGCAAAGGCAUGCUGAAGAACAGCAUGGCCACGCUGUACAUCGACGGCCAGCUCAUCAACACCGUCAAGCUUCACUACGUCCACAGUGCUCCGGGCGGCUCCGGCUCCACCAACCCUCCUGUGGUGAGCACGGUAUACGGGUAUGUGGGGACGCCGCCGGCCCAGCGCCAGCUCUCCAGCCUGGUGUGGCGUCUGGGGCCCAGCCACUUUCUGGAGGAGGUGCUGCCUGCCACCAGCGUCGCUGCCAUCUAUGAACUGGGACCCAACUACGUGGGCAGCUUCCAGGCUGUCUACCUGCCCUGUAAAGACUCGAAGACGGAGGUGGCCCCUGCCUCUCCGGUGGCGCUGGUACCAGAGGAGAAGGUGUCUUUCAGCCUCUACGCUCUCUCCGUGUCCACGCUCACUGUGGCCAAGAUCAGGAAAGUCUACAACAAACUGGACAGCAAAGCCAUCGCCAAACAGCUCGCCGUGUCCUCUCAUGAAAACGCCACCCCGGUCAAGCUGAUCCACAACGCUGCCGGCCACCUCAACGGGCCGGCCCGAACCAUUGGAGCUGCUGUCAUCGGAUAUUUAGGUGUGCGUGCCUUCGUACCCAAGCCUGUGGCCACCAACCUGCAGUAUGUGGGUGGGGCGGCGGCCAUCUUGGGCCUGGUCGCCAUGGCGUCGGACGUGGAGGGGCUGUACGCAGCUGUCAAAGCCCUGGUGUGUGUUGUGAAAAGCAACCCGUUGGCCAGUAAGGAAAUGGAGCGCAUCAAAGGCUACCAGCUGCUGGCCAUGCUGCUGAAGAAGAAGCGCUCGCUGCUCAACAGCCACAUCCUCCACCUCACCUUCUCCCUGGUGGGAACGGUGGACAGCGGCCACGAGACCUCCAUCAUUCCCAACUCCACGGCUUUCCAGGACCUGCUGUGUGACUUCGAGGUCUGGCUCCACGCGCCCUACGAGCUCCACCUCUCUCUGUUUGAGCAUUUCAUCGAGCUGCUGACAGAAUCCAGUGAGGCGGCGAAAAACGCCAAACUGUUGAGGGAGUUCCAGCUGAUCCCGAGGCUGCUGCUGACCCUGAGAGACACCUCGCUGUCGCAGCCCACCGUAGCCGCCAUCAGCAACGUGCUCAGUCUGCUGCUGCAGGGCUUCCCCAACCAGUACGACCUGCUGCGGUUUGGCCAGUUCAUCUCCUCCACCCUUCCCACAUUUGCUGUGUGUGAGAAGUUUGUCGUCAUGGAAAUCAAUAACGAGGAGAAGAUCGACGGAGGCAACGAUGACGAUUUCGGCGGCCUGCUGUCAGCCAACCUCAUUCUGCUGAGAAACAGACUGCUGGACAACCUGCUCCGACUGCUCUUCACCACCAAAGAGAAAUGCACCGUCAAUGCCCAAGCGUGCGAGGAGCUGGUGCGGACGCUGGGCUUCGAUUGGCUCCUGAUGUUCAUGGAGGAACAUCUUCACUCGAGCACGGUGACGGCGGCUCUUUGGAUCCUGGUGGUGCUGCUCUCGAACCAGUCCAUCCUCAACCGCUUCAAAGAGGGGCUGUGCGGCGGCGGCUGGCUGGACCACACCGACUCCGUCCUGACCAACAAGAUCGGCACUGUGCUGGGUUUCAACGUGGGCCGCAGCGCCGGCGGACGCUCCACGUUGCGAGAGAUCAACCGGGACGCGUGCCACUUCCCAGGAUUCCCUGUGCUGCAGACGCUGCUGCCCAAACACACCAACGUGCCCGAGCUCUACUUCCUGCUCAUGGCUCUCUUCCUGCAGCAGCCGGUCAUCGAGCUGCCAGACAGCCUGCAGGUACAUUUUGACCUGGACUCCAUCUGGACCUUCAUCUUUGGCAUCCCGGCCUCCAGUGGGACAGUGGUGGGCUCCAUCCACAGCGUGUGCACCGAGGCUGCCUUCCUGCUGCUGGCCAUGCUCCGCAGCAUGCUCAACCUGCCGUGGCAGUCAGAGGAGGAAGGGUCCUGGCUCAGGGAGUACCCCGUCACCCUCAUGCAGUUCUUUAGGUAUCUGUACCACAACGUGCCCGACCUGGCACCCAUGUGGCACAGUCCCGAGUUCCUCUGCGCCCUGGCGGCCUCUGUCUUCCCCUUCAACAUCAGGCCGUACUCUGAGAUGGUGACUGAUCUGGACGACGAAGCGGGUUCUCCCACCGAGGAGUUCAAGGCCUUCGCCGGCGACUCCGGUAUGAACCGCAGCCAGUCUGAAUACUGCAACGUGGGCUCCAAAACCUCCCUGACCAACCACCCGGCCAAGAAGUACGUCUUCGACUUCAUGAGGGUCCUGAUCAUGGACAAUUUGUGCAUGACCCCGGCCAGCAAGCAGACGCCCAUCAUCGACCUCCUGCUGGAGGCCUCCCCGGAGCGCUCCACCAGAACUCAGCAGAAGGAGUUUCAGUCCAACAUCCUGGACGGUGUCAUGGAGCAUCUGCUGGCUGCUGAUGUCCUGCUAGGCGAAGACGCCUCUCUGCCGCUCAGCAGCAGCGGCAGUUAUCAGAUUCUGGUCAACAAUGUCUUCUACUUCACUCAGCGGGUGGUGGACAAGCUGUGGCAGGGCAUGUUCAACAAGGACUCCAAGCUGGUGGUGGACUUCAUCGUGCAACUCAUAGGACAGUCGAAGAGGCGCUCCCAGGGUCUUUCCCUCGACGCCAUCUACCACUGUCUGAACCGGACGGUGCUCUACCAGCUCUGUCGACCCCACAAGACGGUGGCUCAGCAGGUGGCCCUGUUGGACGCCCUGCGUGUCCUGACCGUCAACCGCAACCUGGUGCUCGGGCCAGGCAACCACGACCAGGACUUUGUGGCCUGCCUGGCUCACUGCUUCAUCUGCCUGCACAGCGGCAGCAGCGUGGAGGGCUUUGGCUUGGAGGCGGAGGCUAGGAUGACGACCUGGCACGUCAUGAUCCCCUCGGAAAACGAGGCCGACGCCACGCACAGCCACGACGUCAGCGAGGGGCGGCAGCUGCUGCUGAAGGCGGUGAACCGCGUGUGGACGGAGCUGAUGCACAGCAAGCGUCAGAUGUUGGAGGACAUCUUCAAGGUGUCUCUGCCCUGUAACGACAGGGGCCACGUGGACAUCGCCACAGCCCGGCCGGCCCUGGAGGAGCCGGCCCUGAAGAGCUGGCAGAACCACCUGGUCCAUGAGAAGAAGUGUAUCAGUCGCGGUGAAGCCGUGGCACCGGCGACACAGUCCAAACUGUCCAGAGUCAGCAGCGGCUUCGGCCUCUCCAAGCUGGGCGUCCGCCGCAACAAGAAGGAGAACAGCCUGAACAAGAACAGUCUGUCGGCACAGGAGACCUUCCAGUGGAUGUUCACACACAUCGCCGUAGUUCGAGACUUGGUGGCGAUGCAGUACAAAGAAUAUCAAGAGCGGCAGCAAAACGCCCUCAAGUACGUGACGGAGGAGUGGGCGUCCAUCGAGUACGAGCUGCUGCGCGAGCGAGGCCUCUGGGGCCCCCCCAUCGGCUCCCACCUGGACAAAUUCGUGCUGGAGAUGACGGAGGGUCCCUGCCGGAUGAGGAAGAAGAUGGUCCGCAACGACAUGUUCUACAUCCACUACCCGUACAUCCCGGAGACGGAGACGAACACCAACUCAGCACAGAAGCCUCUGCGGUACCGGCGCGCCAUCAGCUACGACAGUAAGGAGUACUACGUGCGUUUGCUGUCCGGCAACCCCGGCAUGUACCAGCACUCUGUGGAGCACAGCACGGAGGGAGAGACCACGCAGCACGAGCCCGAGCACGGAGAGGACACCAUCGCAAGAGUCAAAGGUCUGGUAAAGGCUCCUCUGAAGAGGUCUCGGUCCACGGCGGACGGUGCAGACGAGGACAGUCAGGAGCAGCUUCAGGAACAGCUGUUGGAGUCGGGAGGCCCCGAGGAGGAGCAGAGGACCGACAACACGUCGCUGCUGCGCCUGCUGGAGGAGGGAGAGAAGAUUCAGCACAUGUACCGCUGUGCCAGAGUUCAAGGUCUGGACACCAGCGAGGGUCUGCUGCUGUUCGGGAAAGAGCACUUCUACGUCAUCGACGGCUACACCAUGACCGUGUCCAGGGAGAUCAGGGACAUCGACACGCUGCCGCCCAAUUUGCACGAGGCCAUCAUCCCCCGAGGAGCGAGACAAGGCCAGAGCCAGCUGAAGAGAACCUGCAGCAUCUUCGCCUACGAAGACAUCAAGGAGGUGCACAAGAGACGCUACCUGCUGCAGCCGAUGGCAGUGGAGGUCUUCUCAGCCGACGGGAGGAACUACCUGUUAGCCUUCCAGAAAGGAGUCCGCAACAAAGUUUACCAAAGGUUCUUGGCUGUGGUGCCUUCGCUUGCCGACAGCUCCGAGUCGGUUUCAGGCCAGAGGCCCAACACCAGUGUUGAACAGGGGUCCGGUCUGCUCAGCACCCUUGUCGGUGAGAAGUCAGUGACUCAAAGAUGGGAGCGAGGAGAGAUUAGUAACUUCCAGUACCUGAUGCAUCUGAACACGCUGGCAGGACGAUCCUACAACGACCUGAUGCAGUACCCCGUCUUCCCCUGGAUCCUGGCCGACUACGACUCAGAGGAGCUGGACCUGAGCAACCCCAAGACGUUCCGCAACCUCGCCAAGCCGAUGGGCGCCCAGACCGACGACAGACUGACGCAGUACAAGAAGAGGUACAAGGACUGGGAAGACCCCAACGGUGAAACCCCGGCGUACCACUACGGCACCCACUACUCAUCGGCCAUGAUUGUAGCCUCUUACCUGGUCCGGAUGGAGCCGUUCACACAGAUUUUCCUCAGACUUCAGGGAGGUCAUUUUGACCUAGCUGACAGGAUGUUCCACAGCGUGCGUGAGGCCUGGCUCUCUGCCUCCAAGCACAACAUGGCCGACGUCAAGGAGCUCAUCCCCGAGUUCUUCUACCUGCCAGAGUUCAUGCUCAACUCCAACAACUUCGACCUGGGUGCCAAGCAGAACGGCACCAAGCUGGGUGACGUGAUCCUGCCGCCUUGGGCCAAGGGCGACCCCCGAGAGUUCAUCAGAGUCCACAGAGAGGCACUGGAGUGCGACUACGUGUCGGCCCACCUCCACGAGUGGAUCGACCUGAUUUUUGGCUACAAGCAGCAGGGGCCGCCGGCGGUGGAGGCCGUCAACGUCUUCCACCACCUGUUCUACGAGGGUCAGGUGGACAUCUACAACAUCAACGACCCGCUGAAAGAGACGGCCACCAUUGGCUUCAUCAACAACUUCGGACAAAUCCCCAAACAGCUGUUUAAGAAGCCCCACCCUCCCAAACGGGUACGCAGUAAAGCCAACGGCGACGUAGCGAGCGUUCCUCCGAGCGCCAGCGGCGACAAGAUCUUCUUCCAUCAUCUGGACAAUCUCAGACCUUCUCUAGCGCCUGUCAAAGAGCUGAAGGAACCCGUGGGACAGAUCGUGUGCACCGACAAGGGCAUCCUCGCCGUGGAGCAAAACAAAGUCCUGGCUCCCCCGACCUGGAGCAAGACCUUCGCCUGGGGCUACGCCGACCUCAGCUGCCGUCUGGCUAACUAUGAAUCCGACAAGGCGUUGGUGGUGUAUGAGUGUCUGUCAGAGUGGGGGCAGAUCCUGUGUGCCAUAUGUCCGAACCCCAAGCUGGUCAUCACCGGCGGCACCAGCACCGCCAUCUGUGUGUGGGAGACGGGAACGUCCAAGGAGAGGGCCAAGUCGCUUGUGCUCAAACAGGCGUUACUGGGCCACACGGACGCCGUAACGUGUCUGACGGCGUCGUCGGCGUACCACAUUGUUGUGAGCGGCUCGCGGGAUCGAACCUGCAUCAUCUGGGACCUCAACAAGCUGUCCUUCGUCACGCAGCUCAGGGGACACCGGGCGCCCGUCUCUGCUCUGUGCAUCAACGAACUGACGGGGGACAUCGUUUCCUGCGCCGGCACCUACAUCCACGUGUGGAGCAUCAACGGCAGCCCCAUCGCCAGCGCCAACACCUUCACGGGACGCAGCCAGCAGAUCCUGUGCUGCUGCGUGUCGGAGAUGAACGAGUGGGACACGCAGAAUGUCAUAGUCACGGGUCACUCUGAUGGCGUCGUCAGGUUUUGGAGAAUGGAGUUUCUCCAAGUCCCAGAAACCCCUGCUCCAGAGCCGGUGGAGCCAGAUGUGCCUGACUGCUGUGGCGAGGAGAAGAUCGAGGGCGGCGAGAGUCACAACGGUGAUGAUGACAGCAGCGAGUCGGACGGAGACGAGCCCAGUCUGAGCCAGGAGCCCAAAGCACCACGCAACCCGUCGACAGGUGGAGGCAGCCAGCCGGGCAGCGCCGUCCACAGACCCAGAGGUCCCUCAGCCCGAACGGGAGCCUCGUGGUCGAUGGACAGCGGCUCUGACGACUCUCACCGCUGGUCCGACACCCUGAGCAUUGACGAGAAGGACGGCUUCGUGUUCGUCAACUACUCUGAGGGCCAAACCAAAGGCCCCCACCCUCAUCCGGCUCAUCCAGGCCAGGGCUCCGUGCCUCAGCCCCUCCAGCCCUCCACCAUGGAGGCACGGACGUAUAACCAGCUCAGGGCAGGCUACAGAUGGGAGCGCCAGCUGGUCUUCCGGAGUAAACUCACCAUGCACACGGCGUUCGAUCGCAAGGACAACGCUCACCCAGCAGAGAUCUCCUCCCUCACCAUCUCCAAGGACCACAGUAAGAUCCUGGUGGGCGAUGGGCGUGGUCGGGUGUUCAGCUGGUCGGUCAGCGACCAGCCGGGUCGCUCGGCGGCCGAUCACUGGGUGAAGGAUGAGGUCGUCGACAGCUGCUCCGGCUGCACGGUUCGUUUCUCCCUCACUGAGCGACGCCACCAUUGCAGGAACUGCGGCCAGCUCUUCUGCCAGAAGUGCAGUCGCUUCCAAUCAGAGAUCAAGAGGCUGAAGAUCUCGUCUCCGGUGCGAGUUUGUCAGAACUGUUACUACAACCUGCAACAUGAGCGAAGCGUCGAGGACGGCUGCAGAAACUGAGCUCCGCCUCCACCUCCACCUGCCGCCGCCGGCAAAAUAAACCCCUCCUUUUGAGGACUCCUACCUUAGGAGCGUUUCAUUCCUCUACCUGCCUUGUUGUCCCCUCAGCACCUCCAACAUAACCCAAAACUCUCUCCCUCAAAACCCCCCUUUACCCCAACAGUAACCACAUGUCCUGUAACACACUGACAGACGUUAACAGGAGGGAACGUCGGCUCUUUCAUCAUCACAGCAGUAAAACUCAGAAGAAGAGAAAAAAAAAAAAAAACUCAAUCACCACUUUACCACCCGCACUCGUCUCCUGGAGGGAAAAAAAAGCAAAAAAAAAAAAAGCAAACACACCCUUGACGCGGCACGCUUGAAUCAAUCACCCGCCAUCGUUGCUUUGAGAUCAAGAACAGGGAAAAACUCACUUCCCCUUUCACUGCAAGACAAAUAACAAACUUGUGUAUAUUGUAAAUAAUUACCAUGGCCUUUUUAACUCUAAGAGGAACAAACACAGAACAAAAAAUAAGGUCAAUGAGAAGAAAAAAAAAAAAAAAUACAAAAACAAAUUGCCUGUAACAUAGCGUUGUGACUAACCACUCCUGGCUUUAAAAAACAAAACAAACUAAAUCGAUUGUGUGUAGUCUGCGUCACGAGUCACGGCAAGUCCAGAGGAAUUACACGGAGGGAGGGAGGGAUAUGAAUGUCAAUAAUUAAUGUCUGUGGGUUGAAUUUACUAGUGGGUCUAGUUAUGCAAAAUUCUUUAUAAUUUCCUGAUCAAUUUUUUUUGUUGUUGUUGUUUACAAAAAUGUGAUUUAUUUUGUGUGUGUGUGCGUUGCCCACAGUGUCAAGCCAUCACCAUCAGAAAGAGAUUUAUAACUGAUUAUCUUUUCCUUUUUUCCUUUUUUCCUUUUUUUUUUUUUUUUUUGCCAAAUUGUUUCAAUCUUUCAAUUAUAUUGAUUUUUUUUUUUUUUUUUUUUAACCUAUCAUCUAUUCUGUCCGUUAUAUGAAUUCCCAUUUGGAGAAUCUUUGUUGCUGCUGCUUUUCGAAGACUGGACACAUUAUCUUUUCAGAUUUUUUUUUUUAUUUUUAUUUUUUUUUUUAUUCUUUAUUUUUAAACCAUAUCACUCCAUUUAUUUUGAGAUUUUGUAUGUUUUCCUAUUUUUUUUAUUUUGUUUGGAGAGAAAACGUCAUGGGUUCAUCAUCUGUGAAAAAAUAAGAAUUGGGUAAAACAAAAACAAUGCACACAACACGCACAUGUAAUAUUUGCUGCACAUUUAUUUUCCAUCGUGUCUUUUAAGCCUCGUUUUAGUUACUGUACAGGUUUUUGAAUGCAACACAGAAAAGGGACUCUUCGUAUGAAUUGUAGUUUUUAUUUGUCGUUUGCUGGACUUCACUUAGAUCCUGUGGCAUUAAUACAGCAGCGAACGUGGCACUUUAUCCAUGUAGAAGAUGUUAAACUGGAGGAGCAGCAGCCAAGCACCUUUUUUUCAAAGAGUCGUUUUCAGCACGGAGAGAAAGUCUGUCGACUUCUGAGAUGUAAAUAAUCAUUUGGGCCAUGAAAUCAUGAAAUCAACAAGUGUUUCGUCUAAAAAGGUGAAACGCAUGGAGAUAGUGGGACAGAGCUGCUGUUUGACCCUUUGAUUCUUUAUGUUGCAGUUGUGGAACACAUGCAGGGAAUAAUGUCCACAACUGACCGAUUUCACAUCCUAGCUACUGAGCCCAGUAGACAAGGAUUAAAACUGUAUUUUGAGGUGACAAACAUUCAUAUCAGCUGCUCGUUUCACACUAACUUGUUCCCUGUUCUUGCUCCAAUCCAGUCAGAUGGCCAGGAAGGAAUCGAAUGCACUGAUAACUUACUGAAAUGACCAGUUAUGGAUUUGGUUAUCCUGUUUGUUGAUUUAAAGAUUAGUUGAGGGAAGGUUUUGGGGUUAAAAUGAAAUAUUUUCUUGAUUAAAAUUGAAAAAUAGUUCAGAGGAACUGGAGGAAUUACUUGUGGACAAAUCUGUGAGGGUUUAUUUGUGCCAAAACAUAUGUUUUUGUCCACUUGUUGUUUUGCACUGUUAAGGGUUUUGUUAUGAGUUUGCCUGGUCAUCGUCCCUGCUGCUGUGUCACCGUCCAUAAAUUCAUAUUGGAAGAUAAAACAAGAUAAAACAAGACAUGAGCCAAGAGAAAAAACAAAAGACAACAGUGUUUAAGAAAACUACACUAGGAGUCAUCUUGUCAUUAUCAGGAAGUCGGCAACAAACAUCUUGAUGGACACAGUGCAAUGAAACGUCAGUGACAAAGCAAAUUCAGAUCAAUGGCUUUUUAUUAUAAAGCCGUAUUGGUAAACAACGAUGGAAACAAGGACAACAACAAACUGUCACCAUCCUGGGGAAACGAUGUUUGAUGAGCUGAGGAAAAUAUUUCAGUUUUUAGAUUUGCUUCAGUGGAUCUUACAGAUGAUCUCUGAGUUUAUUCAUCUGAAGAAGAAGGAAAAUGUCCUCAAUCCUUCAAGAAAUCCUUUAUUUUAUCAGAGAUACGUGGUGCCUGUGCAGCAUGUUUAAAAUACUAAUGUAUGUAUGUAGUGUCAAUUUUUUAAUGCCACCACCAGGAGCCGCCAAAAUCAGAAGUAGGAGCCUUUUAAAUGCAAGUAACGCCAUUGAAACCAGCUCAGAGUCGACGGUGUACAACAGCUGAGUCAAGAGAAAGAGUUUGUCACGUGCACACGUUUAUAAUAUGUCACCACAAAAUGCUGUUUUACUGGACGGCUGCUGCUGGCCUCAGUAGUUCCACAGAAACAAAGUGCUAUUGUUUUCAUGAAUAGACUUUAAUAUGUUUCCUUUGAUUUGCCCCCCCCCUUCUAAUUUCAUUCACGUCUUCAUGUCUUUUUGUUUGUGGUUCUGUGGGCAACAACGGUGCAUUCAAGUGCUGCUUACUUUCUUUCCCAGAGAGACUUUUUUUUUUGUCCUUCUUGUUUCCCACAAGUCUUCACAGAGUCUAAAACAACAAAAGAAAAGAAAAUACUUUUGAGAAAGUACUUUAAUAUUCACCCCCUCCCCACAGAUCCCUGACGUUAUACUAAUGAUAUGCACUCUUGUCAUCGUCCUUCUUGUAUCAUUCUGCAUUUACGUACUGUAAUUUAGCGUGCAAUCAUGCCACCUAGCUGAACAGGCCGAGUCGGCUUCUAUCAAUCAACAGUUUGUUUUGCACCUUCAUGUGUACAAAAAAAAAAGAAAAAAGAAGAAGAAAAGUCGAGAGGAAGUGCGAGUUUUUAAUGAAUGCAGUUUUACGUUGUCAUUUUAACAGAGGUGCAUUUCACAGCGGAUAAAUGAACUGUACAAAGUAUUUAUGCAAUUAUAACUGGUUUUAGAUUUUUUUUAAUGAUUAUUGCGAUUUCAGCAAGUUUUGUUACUUGUUGCAUGUCUAUUAACACAGCUGACUUUCUGUGUCAGUGCAUUGUACAUGUUCUCGGCAUUAUAUUAUCUUUUUUUUUUUUUUUUUUUUUGGAUUUAUUCUCUUUUGGGUUUUCUUGUUUUUUGGAGGCAUUGUCUGAUGAGUUACCCCGAGUGACCAAGCGUCAGGUUUGUGUACAGAGCUGCAGAUCGUGUCCCCAACUCUGGGCGGACUUUUGUACUCUUUAUGGAGAAAAAAAAUCUAGGACUAGUUAAAGAAGAAGACGAUGGAGGAGGGAAAAAAAAGAGAAAAUCUUGGAUUAUUUUGGUGGUCUUGUAUUAGACUGCAUUACUACAGUAUCUGGUGUGCAAUCUGUGAUAGCUGAAUGUUCCUUGUAUAUUUGUGUUCACUACAUCCUACAAGAGAAAAAACAGUAGAGCAACCCCCCCCCUUACAGAAACAAAAUGUUACAAUAAUGCAAUAGAUCUGGUACUUAUUCUUUUUAAUUUCAUUUCAAUAAAUAAUUGCUGUUUACCACCAGA
Seriola aureovittata is the source of this 14770-nucleotide messenger RNA. RefSeq names its product WD repeat and FYVE domain containing 3 (gene wdfy3). The transcript has 67 exons. Bases 126 to 10865 code for a protein of 3579 amino acids. Gene Ontology annotation, molecular function: protein binding; metal ion binding. Lineage: Eukaryota; Metazoa; Chordata; Actinopteri; Carangiformes; Carangidae. The record is from RefSeq and is a predicted model, not a curated record.